GAUGAAAUAAAUAGUGCUUUUUGCAUUGUUGGCAUGUGUUGUUUUCACACAUAAUGAUAUUAAGCAUGUGCAAGAAUUACUUGGAGAACUAAAGGACGAAAUUCAUGAGUAAAUCGUAGCUUUAGAUGCUGAAUGGGUGUUAACAUAAAAAGUAUUGAUUAUUAAAUAUGAUAAAAGAUGAAACAAGCUAGUAUUUAAGCAUUAAGAUAAACAAAAGUUGAUUAAGAGGCUGAUUGUGAUAGAAGAGAUGAAAAUGUAAUCAAUAAAAAAACAGAAAUUUAAGAAAUGUCUGAUUUAAUUGCAUGGAUCCAACAUAGAAUUCAUGUCAAUAAAAAUAGAAUUCAAACUAUUGAAGAUUUAUAAUGUAGACAAUCUUUGAACUUUGUUGACACAGUCAGAGAUGAUAAAAUUUCAUUAACAGUCUCAAUAUUUGUUAAAGAAUAACUUGAAAAAAUUGUAUCAGAAGGCACUUCAUUUGCAUAAAAAUCAUAAGCAAUGAAAAAUAUCCUAUCAUUCCUUUAAGAUAUAAAAGAGUAGAAAUAUGAAUUUUUGGAAUUAACAAGAACAAUGGAAAUUGAAAGAGAAGAAAACCCUAAUAUGAUUGAAACACAUAUGGGCCCAAUUGAAAUGAAGAAAUUCUAAGAAGUUAGACAUGAAAUCUUAGCAGUUUUAGAUGAAUUAGAGGCUCAAAUUAAUUCUCAUAUUCCAAUUGCACAAGCUGAUAUGAUUAGAGUAGGAUUAGCUUAUCUUGAAUGGAAAUAAAGAAUCCUUAAAGAAAAUGAAUUUUUUGAAUAAAAGAUUGUUGAAUUAGGAAAAUAAUUAGUAAAUUUAAUUUAUCUAAAGUAAUUAGGAAAAUUUAGGUGAUUAAUUGCUAGCCUUAGAAUACAGUGCAAAAUAAUGCAGAGAAAGAGUAACAGACAUUGAAAGAGCUAUUGAAGUAGCAAAAAAUGAUAGUGUACUAGCUUACAAAGAUUAUGUUGAGGAACAUGAAAGGUUACUUAAACAAUUAGCUAUUUUCUCACAAUUAUAUUAAUUAUAUGAUAAAGAAAUUGAUAAUAAAACAACAGAAGCAGAAAAAGAAGCAUUGACAGUAAUCAUUUAAUAUUAUCAAAUAGUAAGAAAGAAAUGAUCAUCCUAUUGUUGGUGGAGAUAAGAGUUCAUUACCUCCUUAAUAUAGAGAUGAACCAGAAGAACCUCUUAUUGUUGGUGGAGAUUAGAGCUCAUUACCUCCUUAAUAUAGAGAUUAAACAGAGGAAGUAGAACCUAUUGUUGGAGCAGAUGAGAAUUCUUUACCUCCUCCAGAAGGUGUUGAAGAGACAGAGGUUGAAUCAAAUGAAGAAUAAGAAGCUAUGAUUGUUGGUAAUGAUGAAAGUUCAUUACCUCCUGAAUACCAAGAACCUGUUGAAGUUCCAGAAUUAGAAGAAACUGAGGAUUAAGAAUAAGUAAUAUUAUUCUUUUAAUUAUUUAGUUAUUGAUUAAAAGAGGUCCUUUAAAACUCAGAGAAGUUGAAACAGCACCAUCAUAUAAGAGAUCUGAUUUCAUUUUACUUUAAAUGAAAUAAAGAAAGACAGAAUAGGAUGAAGUAAUUUUAUGAU
Messenger RNA from Paramecium pentaurelia, 1595 nucleotides. The record is from the annotation of a GenBank genome assembly. NCBI's taxonomy places the organism in Eukaryota, Ciliophora, Oligohymenophorea, Peniculida, Parameciidae.